UUGCGCAGCAAGUGGUGUUAUCGCUUGCUUCUGUGUAUUCUUAACGUGUAAGUCGCCGCCUACAUUUACAAAGUUAUGCAAUUUUGUAUUCCAUAAGAGGAGGUGAGAUACGAAUCUGGGAUCGACAUCUACCUUGCAUUCUUGACCCUCUUCGUCUGAUAUUGGAUUAGAAGAUUAGCAGUGACAUUAGAAGGUUGACUGCCCUGUAGGGCCCUAAGCCCUGUAUGAACCGAUCAAGCAAUACUAUGCGCAUCGUUUCGCCGAAAAUUUUGUUUGGGUCAUCCACAGCUUAGGUCCACGAUCAUAACUACUGAUCUCAAUACUGUAACCUGAAGUAUGAAAAACAAGCUAGAUACCUUAGAUCAAAUUGCGGGAAGGAAAAUUGGAAAAAAAAUAUUCACACGUGCUUCUUUGACGCAGCAGACAAAAGUUCUUUGACGAGCCACGCCAAUAAACGCGCAUCAUUGCAUGAGCUUUCCUUCCGAAAAUGUGUUAUUGCGAAUAGAUUUUUUUGAAUCAUCAUUUAGGUUUCCGUUCAGCAAAAAAUACUUUGCGUCACCGGAUAGAAUUGUCACUCGCGUGCUUAUUAGUCACCUUGAUUACCGCCAAAUCACAGCAGUCAACCCUGGGCAUCGAGUGCAGAUCCACCGCUGCGUGAUUGAGACACAAACGUUCGGGGCCAUUGUCGGAAAUGAAAGGCAUCCACGUGUUUUCACUUUUAGUUGUGAUGUUGCUCCAUAUUCAAGGAGGCGAGUCUCGUAAAAAAAAAGGAGGUUGGUUCUACACUAAACAGGAGGAUUGUCAAACUGAGCGAUGUGACCCUAAGUACGGGCACUUUAAGGAGAGGGGCACUGAGCACGCUUUACAACGCCUCACUAUCGGGCAUAUUGGCCGUACCGGCAUUUGCAGGUGCAAACUAUCUGAAGACUUUACAAACUUGGUCAAACGUCUUUACAGCAGGCCCGCAUCCUGGUUGAACCGGGCGAUCCAUUUCGCCGGAUUCGGACGGAAAAUUAGGAAACUCUAUAAAAAAAAAAUCGAUUUCAGGGAGCAUGUUAGCGGUGUAUAGAUCGUAUUCGAUACAUCAAACGGGUGAGAUUGUAUCGAUAUCGAUUGGUUAAAAACAUAAACAUAGCCU
Messenger RNA from Bemisia tabaci, 1138 nucleotides. Lineage: Eukaryota; Metazoa; Arthropoda; Insecta; Hemiptera; Aleyrodidae. The record is from RefSeq and is a predicted model, not a curated record.